This is a messenger RNA of Lingula anatina, 1696 nucleotides long. Its product is annotated as programmed cell death protein 6-like. The record is from RefSeq and is a predicted model, not a curated record. Gene Ontology annotation, molecular function: calcium ion binding. NCBI's taxonomy places the organism in Eukaryota, Metazoa, Brachiopoda, Lingulata, Lingulida, Lingulidae.
ACUUCUACAAACGAGAUAUCACGAGAGCGGAAGUAAAUAUGGCUUACCAAUACCAACAACCUGCGCCGGGCGGUGUCGAUCCCCAGUUUCUCUGGGGUGUUUUUCAAAGAGUUGACAAGGACAGGAGUGGCAGUAUAUCAGCCAAUGAACUAGGCACAGCCUUGUCUAAUGGGACAUGGACUCCUUUCAACCCAGAGACAGUCAGGCUGAUGAUUGGCAUGUUUGACAGAGACAACAAUGGCACAAUCAAUUUUCAAGAAUUCCAAUCUCUGUGGAAGUACGUGACAGACUGGCAGAACACUUUCCGAAGUUAUGACAGAGAUAAUUCAGGGGCUAUUGAUAAAAAUGAACUCAAGAUAGCUUUACAAAGUUUUGGCUACAGAUUGUCAGACAGAUUUUAUGACAUCUUGAUCAGGAAGUUUGACAGGCAGGGGCGAGGCCAGGUUGCCUUUGAUGACUUCAUACAGUGUUGUGUAGUGAUGCAGACUUUGACAAGUGCUUUUCGAUAUCAUGAUACGGACCAGGAUGGCUGGAUACAGAUUUCUUACGAGCAAUUCCUGACACUCGUGUUUAGCAUGAAGAGCUGAUAGAAAUGCUGCAUUGUGCAUCAGAUAUAGAUAUUUUUUCAGAUUCAACUUCAUUUUGUAAAGGAAAAAAAAAAGAAAACACUUAGCACCUGUUUAACCUAGACACUGAUGUUUCUGCUGACUUACAGUAAAAAUUCUUUUAUUGUUACUCAAGUGUAAAUUCUCUGUGUGGAAUUGAAGAGAGCCCAAGUCGUCAAAGGGUAUAUAAACUAUUAUAGUUGAAUUCAAAGCUCUUAGUGGUAACCGUAGGACUUCGUUACGUAAGUCAAAUUUAUAUGUAUUAUUUGGUUAUUAUGAUUUUCGUGUCUGAAAGUGGUAUACUCAGACUAAGAAUGAAGAUGUAUUAUUUAGAAUGAAUGAUGUUUUAUGUUUUGACUAUUUUGUUUUUUAAAAUAUAUGUCCUUUGUAAUAUAUGGAGUGGCUCUUGUAAAUGGAAAACUGAAUUUGCUUGCAGAAUUAAUCUACUUUUUUCUAAUAUGUAAGAUAUAUUGGCUUUUCUUAUUUCAUAAUACAUUAAUAUCUAACAAAAGGAUACAAACAUUUAGAAUAGUAAUUUUAUUAAAAAAUAUUAGUGAUAUAUAAUACCACUGCAAAAUACCAAAAAUGAUUUUUCCUCAUGUUAUCUCUUCAAUUUGGUAGGAAUGUGCUAUCCUAAUACAUUAAGGUAACGAACAUCAGUUACCAAGUGUAAUAAAAUGAUAUACACAUUUUUAAAGCAGUUUAUUUUGUUCCAUGUUGAAAUAGGCAUGUAUCUGCCAUCUACACCCAGAAAGAAAGAAGACAUUAAACAAAUUUACUUUCUCUCUGCAUUUACAGGACUAGUUCACAAUGAAAUUAAUAAAAACGGACCGCUUUGCUCAUUUUUCUUGGUUUUCAAGUGCUUAUUUGGUAAUACAGAUCCAUGGCUACUGUGUGAUGGGAAGGGGUCAAUGGUUAAAAAUUCACCCUGUUUGUAUUUCACCUGUGCAGGGAAAGGGGGGAUAUCAGAGUUGAAAUGGGAAUCUGGCUUUGUGUGACUAACCAUAUUUCUAAAACGAAUGUUUUAUUGUUGCUUUUUGUACGAAGUUGAUUUACAAACAAAUACUUCUUUCUACCUGCUUCCUUGUUUA